AUGGCGCAAAAUAACAACUCGAUUCAUCUGGAGGAGAAAAGCAGCGUGACUACAAUCGAGGAAACUGACCAAAUCUACGCCGAAUCGACUGGCAGCGCCGACGGCUACCUUUUUCGCACGCAGUUUACGAUUUCGUUGCCCUCCUCGCUCGACGGAGGCAACAGCGAUGAGGAGACGGAGAAAAUGCACGACCGUGCCUUUCACAGCGAAAAUUCCGUCCAUUAUCAGUGCCAACACGAAAAGGAAGGGUUCCUGAGGCACACGAUAGACUUCAAAGAGGAAACCGAGUCGUUGCUCAACUGUCCCGAUUCGAACUCUCCCAAACAAAAGACACGGGAAGCGGUGAAAAGUGACGAAAUUGACAGGCUCAAGGAUGAAAUCCAUCAGUUGAGGAACGUCGGCGCCGUCACGACAGAAUCCCUGUCUGAAGCGCAAGACACCGUGGCCAGGCUCAAAGAGCAGGAACUGGCCCUGAGGACCGAGCUUGACUGCCUGAGACAAGGAGCAGACUGGUCGGUUGAGUUGGCGAACAGUCUCCAGCAGAAGUUGGCCCACGAAAGGUCCAAAGUGAGCUGUGCUGAGGAGGCAGUGAACAAGACCAAAAAGGACAACCGGCGGCUCGAGCGAGAGCUCGAAUACCUCAAGUCUGAUGUGGCCGCUGCCGAGAAGGAGCUCAAGGGCUACAAACUAGGCUACACGAGACUGCAGAAUGAGCUGAGGGAGACGAAAAAUCAGCUUGCCUUGGAGAAAAACCGUGCGUUUACCCUAACCGAUGAAAAGCACUUGCUUUCUCAAGAGAUUUCACACCUCCAGAUGAGCCUAGAUGCUGCAAAUCUAGAGACGAGGCGAGUGCGUCAAGAGAACAAUGAGCUCCAGGACAAAAUUCAGGGCUUGAAAGAGUCGCGGCAACGCUUACAGUCGCACAUGCAAAGCAUCCAGGGCCAGUUUUCCAAAGAGCUCGAUUCGCUGAGUCGGCAGCUUCGCGCGGCUAAGGAUCGAGCCAGCUUGAAUUGCAAGACGGAACUGCGAGAGUGCGAUGAAGAGAAGGGCGGAUUUGUGCGGCAAACGGUACGCAGCAGGUCGACAGUGCGCAGCGUGGUGAGCGGCGGCAACAGGGACUCGAGGGAGGUCCCCGUGCGAAAACUGCUCGAGGAAAACCGUCUGUUGAGGAUGAACAUGAGAGCCGCCGCAGAUCUUAUCGAAAAGUAUUAAUACACAAUUGUGAAACGUGACGUUAAAAAUUGAAUUUAUCUCUCGAUCAGAUCCGAUAGCAAAAUUCACUUCAGAGUUGAUUGUUGAUAUGAUUUCUAGGGAGUCAGCCAGCAGAUUUCCAUUUUCAGCGGUUUAAUUAACCAACCGCAGCUCACUCACUCGAUAAGCAAACGCGAUCCAUCCAUCUUGCGAGUGUCAUUAUAGGAGAGUCGAGCUGCCUCGUUACGCCAGUUUAAGAUUGCCUUAUUCCGCCGAGAUGACGGCAUUCUGCGCUUUCAACAAGGAAGAAAAUUAGCAUGCGGGCGGAUUACUCCUACAAAGAAAAGAAGACUUGACACGUUGAUAUGCGGAUCAAAGUGUUCGCGUUUGAAUAUAUAUACCGACUUUUAGGCUCCAGUUCAUCGAUAAUCUGAGGAAAGCCGUAAUGAAACGAAUAAAUAAGCGCAUUAAAUCUGUAACUACUACAAUUUUGAUUUUCUCAA
Molecule: messenger RNA, 1694 nt
Organism: Cloeon dipterum
Lineage: Eukaryota; Metazoa; Arthropoda; Insecta; Ephemeroptera; Baetidae
Product: myosin-11-like
Exons: 3
Coding region: 1-1212 (403 amino acids)
Source: RefSeq, a predicted model, not a curated record